AGUCUCGCUCAAUCAGUCUCUGCCUGUCGCGGGAUUAACGGGGGACAUUUUGCAAGCCGCAGCAAUUUUGGUCCCGAUGCCUCCUCCUCUGCUCUUGAGGAUAUGAAGUUCCCAGUUUGGGUCAAAGGUCGUGUUCCCUCCGCAGUAAUGUGUCGCCAGCAGCAGCAGAGCAGAGCGGGGCGAAAUCCACCGAUAGCUGAGCAGCUUCCCUGGAUUUUGCCGCCGACUCCUCUUCGUUGGUCCUGAAAAUGGAAACGCUGGAGUCCGAGCUGACAUGCCCAAUUUGUCUGGAGCUCUUUGAGGACCCGCUUCUCUUGCCUUGCGCUCACAGCCUUUGUUCCAACUGCGCCCACCGCAUCCUGGUGUCGCACUGCACCCCCAGCGAGCCCGUCCAGUCCAUCCGCGCCUUCCCGUGCCCGACUUGCCGCUAUGUCAUCAACCUCAGCCAGAGAGGCCUCGAGGGACUGAAGCGCAACGUCACCCUCCAGAACAUCAUCGACCGCUACCAGAAGGCAUCCCUGAGCGGACCCAACUCGCCCAGCCAGACCCGGCGGGAACGAGCCGCCCCCGACGCCGGCGCCAUGACGCAGCCCGGCCACAGGGUGCAGUGUCAGUUCUGCGAGCAGGAGCCGCCGCAGGACGCCGUGAAGACCUGCGUCACGUGCGAGGUGUCCUACUGCGACGAGUGCCUCAAAGCCACACACCCGAACAAGAAGCCCUUCACGGGCCACCGCCUCAUCGAGCCCCUGCUGGACUCCCAGGUCCGAGGGGUCAUGUGCGUGGAGCACGAGGACCAGAAGGUCAACAUGUACUGUGUGACGGACGAACAGUUGAUCUGUGCCUUGUGCAAGCUGGUGGGGCGACACAGGGACCACCAAGUCGCCGCACUGGGGGAUCGCUAUGACAAACUCAAGCACGCCCUGGACACCAACCUCAGCAAUCUCAUCAAGAGGACCAGCGAGUUGGAAACACUGAUGGGCAUACUCAUCCAAACGUGCCAACGAGUGGAGAUAAACGCUUCCAGGCAAGAAAACAAGCUGCUGGAGGAGUGUGACCUUCUGAUCAAUAUCAUACAGCAGAGGCGGCAAAUCAUCGGUACCAAGAUAAAGGAGGGAAAGACUGUGCGCCUGAGGAAGUUAGCCCAACAAAUAGGCAGCUGCAAGCAGUGCAUCGAGAGAUCGUCCUCGCUCAUCACUCAGGCCGACCACACCCUCAAAGAGACGGACCACACCCGCUUCCUUCAGUCGGCCAAAAGCGUCUGUGAGCGAGUCUCCAUGGCAACAACGUCCUCUCAGAUCUUGCUACCGGAAAUAAACCUGAAUGACACCUUUGACACGUUCGCCCUGGACUUCUCAAGGGAGAAGAAAAUGUUGGAGGGUUUGGAUUAUCUGACAGCGCCAAAUCCACCGGUAAUCCGAGAGGAAUUAUGCACGGCUUCAUACGACACCAUCACAGUUCACUGGACGUCAGAUGAUGAGUUCUCCGUCGUGUCCUAUGAACUCCAGUACGCCAUCUUCACCAGUCACUGCAAUGUCGUCAGUUUGUGUAAUUCGGCCGACAGCUGGAUGAUCGUGCCCAACAUCAAACAAAACAACUACACAGUCCACGGCCUCCAGUGCGGUACCAAGUACGCCUUCAUCGUUAAAGCCAUCAACCAGGCCGGGAGCCGUAGCAGUGAACCAGGGAAACUCAAGACCAACAGUCAACCUUUCAAACUAGAUCCAAAGUCCGCUCACCGGAAGUUAAAGGUGUCCCAUGACAAUCUGACGGUGGAGAGGGAUGAGAUGUCGUCAAAGAAGAGCCACAGCCAAGACCGAUUUACCAGCAACAGCAGCUACGGCGUGACGGGGAACGUUUAUAUCGACAGCGGACGCCAUUACUGGGAGACUCUGAUAGGCGGAAGCACGUGGUUUGCCGUGGGCAUCGCCUACAAAUCGGCACCGAAACACGAAUGGGCGGGCAAGAACUCCACCUCCUGGGUACUGUCCCGCUGUAACAACUCAUGGGUGGCCCGUCAUAACGGCAAGGAGACCCCCGUCGAGCCCUCGCCCCACCUGAGGCGUCUCGGCGUGCUGUUGGACUACGACUCUGGCUUCCUGUCUUUCUACGACGCCGUGGGCUCCCAGCUCUUGUACACGUUUGACAUCGCCUUUGCACAGCCCGUCUGCCCCGUGUUCAACGUGUGGAACCGAUGUGUCACCAUCCUCACCGGGCUGCCCAUCCCGGAUCAUCUUGAGGGGACAGAGUCCAACAACUGACAGGACCACAAUGUUGUAAACCUUUUCAGGGGGGAAUCGAACUCAAACUUUGCAUUAUUUUCCAAGCGUUUUACUUUGCACAUGUAUGUUGUACAUUAUUCCGCUGGAACUUUUCAAGGAAUAAUGAUAUUUCUUAAAAAAAAAAAUUUGAAUUUCUGCUGUGUUGUACAUUUCAUUUGUGCAUUUUUUUUUUAUCCAUGAAUGAGUCAAUGUGAUGUUUCUGGAGCGCUGUGUGAUAAAUGUAUAUUUUUGAUAUGUGUGUUGCACUUUGGGAAGACACAAGGAGUGUCACAAUAAAAAGUAUAAUAAAGCCGCUUGGAAAAGA
Molecule: messenger RNA, 2583 nt
Organism: Nerophis ophidion (straightnose pipefish)
Lineage: Eukaryota; Metazoa; Chordata; Actinopteri; Syngnathiformes; Syngnathidae
Gene: mid1
Product: midline 1
Exons: 10
Coding region: 249-2258 (669 amino acids)
Molecular function (GO): protein binding; zinc ion binding
Source: RefSeq, a predicted model, not a curated record